Messenger RNA from Tupaia belangeri chinensis (Chinese tree shrew), 1009 nucleotides. RefSeq names its product spermatogenesis associated 4 (gene SPATA4). Gene Ontology annotation, cellular component: axoneme. The transcript has 7 exons. Bases 1 to 864 code for a protein of 287 amino acids. NCBI's taxonomy places the organism in Eukaryota, Metazoa, Chordata, Mammalia, Scandentia, Tupaiidae. Gene Ontology annotation, biological process: regulation of cytoskeleton organization. The record is from RefSeq and is a predicted model, not a curated record. Gene Ontology annotation, molecular function: microtubule binding.
AUGGAUUCACCGUCACUGUUGUCACAGCCAGCAGCUCCUGUCCGAGGGCGGCCUAAGAAGUGUCUGUUCUAUCCUCAGCCCCCGAAGAGCUCCCGCCUGUCUCGGUCCGUUCUGCGCUGGCUCCAGAGCCUGGACCUCAGCUUCUUCCCCAGGAACAUCAACAGGGAUUUUUCAAAUGGCUUCUUGGUUGCACAAAUAUUCAGUAUAUAUUACCCCUGGGACCUUAAGUUGUCAUCCUUUGAAAAUGGAACCUCUUUAAAAGUCAAGUUGGAUAACUGGGCACAGUUGGAGAAGUUCCUGGCAAAGAAAAAACUUAAACUACCUAAAGAACUAAUCCAUGGAACAAUUCAUUGUAAAGCUGGAGUACCUGAAAUAUUGAUACAAGAGGUUUACACAUUGUUAACACAUCAAGAAAUUAAAAGUAUCCAGGAUGACUAUGCAAAUUUCACAGACUACAGUUACCAGAUGCGUUUACCCCUGGUUCCUAGGUCUACAGCUUCAAAGUCUAUUAAAGAUAAUAUUAGGUUAUCAGAAUUAAUAAGUAAUCCCAACAUGCUCAGCAAUGAACUUAAAGUAGAGUUCCUACUCCUUUUACAAAUGUUGCAGAGAAAAUUAAGCAGAAAAUUGAAUCCAAAAUGGUUUGAUGUCAGACCAACAGUGGGAGAAAUUACUCUUGAUCAUCUUCCUGCCCAAGCUUCUAGAUACCGAUAUAAGUCACAGGUUAAAAGGGAAAAAGUUACUCCUGUUUUAUCAAAUACAAGUAAUGGUGGCAAUAUAACUAGAGAAAUUUAUGUAAAGCAAGCUAGAAAACCUUCUUGUGACUCUACUAUGAAUUCUAUCAGAAGCCCAGUAAUGAAACCCUGAGAAGAGCCCGUCCAGUGGCUUUGAAGAAGUGAUGCUACCAUCUGUUACCAUACUAAAUGGAUAUAAUCACCUAGUCUUGGAGUAUGUCAAUAUUAAAUAAAGUGGUGUCUUACCCAUAUUUGGGCAAAGGAACAUUUGUUUUCAA